AACGACGUGUCCUAUUCGCACGCUGAGCCCGGUUAUUGCGCGUGUCGCAUUUCCCGCGGGAGUGUCUCGGCGAGAGAUCUUUCCCCGCGAUUCGGGAGCGCGGCGGCGGCGGCAACGACCUCGCGCGAACAGUGAAACGGCAAGGAGUGAAGUUUGCCGACAGUGCGAACGAGAGAACGCGUCGCGAGUGACGACAACGACUCUCCGCCGGAGGAACCGCCGACGGCGGUGCGGUGCCGGUUGAUGCCGAAACAGUCACGCGUCGUCGUCGCGGGAUCGUCGCGCGUGUGUGCCGCGUUGUUGUGUGCCCUGUGGUUUCGGUAAUUUCGCAGCAUGGAUGACCUCCGCGCUCGGACUGCACCCCGCGGGACGGAGCGACGCGAGACGUCGCGUCGCGCGGUUUGACGAUUCCCAGCGGCUCUCCUCCCCCUCCUCCCUCUCACCGAAAGCCCGGAGAUUCGGAUAUUCCGGAGCGGGAUCCCACUCGUAGCACACGUCUCACACGGACACGCACGGUGUGCACCGGCGUUCGCCAAAAGCUUGGAUCGCCGAGCGGCCGGAAAUGAUCGAUCCGAGUUCGACGACUUGGCGGCGGCGGCGGCUGACUUCUCGUCGUUGAAACGACGCUCGCUCGGGAGAAUAAGUAUUUAUAUAUAUCGCGCGGUCGCGGUGCCGAUGACCAAAGUGCGGGGUGUUGUGACAUGUCCACUGGUGGCGGCGUAGUACGACGGUGCGUGAACGCCGAUGUGUGGAAUUGACUGAUCGGUGCGACGACGAUGACGUCGACCAGAGGUGCUGCGAGCGGGAAAAUCAUGAUCGUGCUGGCGGUGUGCUUGCUGCUUCUUCGGGCUCAUCUGGUGGCGGGCUCCGAUCGUUUGGCCCUGUUGUCAGGCACCCUGAAGACCUAUCAACGCGCGGCUUGCGACGAGGAAACGAUGACGUUGAAAUGCCCGCCCGGUACAACUAUCCUUGUCGAGCACGCUCAAUAUGGAAGAACGGGAAUGUACGGCAUCACCAAAUGCAAUUCGUCCGUUCCUCCGAUGAUUGCAGGGGACAAACCGACGAAUCAUACAUGCAUCUGGCCACAAUCAGUGCAGCACUCACUGUUGCAGAUGGUGGUCGGAGUCUGUCAGAAAAAGCGGCAGUGCAAGUUCAACACUAACCCGAAGACUUUUCAAGGUGAUCCUUGUCCCGGAUUACGAAAGUACCUCGAGGUUGCGUACAAAUGCCGUCCCUACGAGUUCAGAAGUAAGGUGGCUUGCGAGAACGAAGUCAUCAAUCUCGUUUGUCAUCCCGGCCAGAGGGUGGCGAUUUUCAGUGCGUCCUUUGGUAGGACGCAGUACGAGUCCCUGCAGUGUCCGCAGCCGCUGGGCGUGCAAGAGGAAAAUUGUAUGAUGGACUUUGCAACGGAAACCGUAAUGCAAUUAUGCCACGGUAAACGACGAUGCUCGGUGGUGGCUAACAGCACAACGUUUGGCAGACCAGAUCCUUGCAGCCCGGACAGCAAAACGUAUCUCAAAGUCGUGUACACCUGCGUUCCGAGGUCGGUGUUGCGGGAGCAGUUCGAAGGUGAGGUCGAGGCGGACGAGCUGGCGUUGAUGCACGAGUUCGAGGAAGGAUUCGACAGGGCAGACUUCAGGGCCGAAUUCAGCCCCAGUCCAAAUCUCGAGGGACCGCAGCCUCCACCGCGGGACAACGUCUCUAGAAAUUUUCCGACCGUGAGCUCAUCUCCACCCCGCGCACGGACCAAUAAUGACGUGGACGCGCGGUUGAACAUGUUAAAGUCGCUCGGUAUCGGAGCGAAAGAUUUAUCCUUACCGCCUUUACCGCCCACGGUUAUCCAGGCGAGCGCAAUGGCGAGCGACAGCGGGUCUGGUAAUGCCGCAUCCACGAGCGCCAGCGCAUCCGGAAAUUGUACUACUGUUGUCUAUGCGUUUCCGGAGGAGGAUCACUUGGUGGUAGGAUACCUGAACGAGUGGAUCAAUGCCUACUCCUUCAUAACGAACAACCAAGAAAAGUUCUACCUCUACAUUAUUGUAUCGGUCAGCGCCGGUAUCCUGCUCUUUCUGGGGUUAGUUAUCGGCCGCCUAUUAGUCAGCCGGCAUCGCGCCAAGAGGGACGCGAAGUUCCACGCGAACAACGAGACCCUCCCGAAUGGAUUCACCGACGAUAUUUCCGAGAUCGACGCCGAUAUCGAUCUCACCACGCCGGUUGCAGUGCCAAUGCAGGACGCCAGGUUGCCCGAAACUCAGUUGGCCGAGCGGCUUCACGGCGAACGUUACUACGCCGACACGAGGAUACCUUUGUCGCCGACAAGCAUUCACGCCACGUCGGUAUCUCACGCAACCAAUACGGGGAUGCGCGUCGAUCUUGGGAACCAUAUGGUUGGUACGGAUAAUCUUCACACGAUUCUCCGCACGGAGAAUCCCCGGAACCUCAACAGCAAAAGCUAUUACUACGGCUGACAAGAAGAAGGGGUUGUCCCACGCGAGGGACGACCCCCAUCCUUGAGUCCGGUACCGGAAGUUAGCACGCGAAAAUAUUGCUUUUAAUUGUGUGAGAACGGAAAAAAAUACGGCAAGGCAGGCACUAAGUCGCACCAAGCCGCUGUAAAUUACGUUGAAGACGUUGAACAAAUUAUCAUUUGUUGCACCGAAUUUCGGUACAUAUUGUGACAGAUGUGCGAUCUCAGAUUUGUCGGUUGUCGAUGGCAAGCGACUGUUGUCGAUGAUUGCUAAAACAGACUGGACUUGUAUAUCUGUAAAACUCGUGUCGUCCAUUUCGAAGAUUUGCGAAAAAUCUCGAGUAGAAAUGUAUAAUCUCUAUCAUCAGCAAGGGUGGUGUGGGAGAGGAGUGAAUGAAACACACACACACACACACACACACACACACACACACACACACACACAGUUAACAUUUGCGUGUUGCAAUAUUGCUACGAGAACAAUGUCGAUCGAUUUGUAAAUGUGUACAAGAAUGCUUGAGGGAGGGGUUUCUUCGACUAGAACUGGAAUAGUUUUAAGGACCAAUGCAAGUAUUUUAUACUUUGCGUUGAAUUGUGCAUUUAAGCACGACAGAAAGACAAAAGUGACACAUCAGACGUGACAGUAUUUAGCAUUCAAUAUUGUCAUCACCGAAUACGCAAAUGGUAUCCAAAGUAGACAUGUGUAUCGCGAAUAAUAUUUAUUUCUUGGAUUAUUAAACUGUAAACUCGGUGGAUUUUGAGUUUUCGUCGUUUACUAGAUAGACAUAUCUUGCGGAAACUGUGUUAUCGACCUCACGUCGACACUCGCAAUCUACUCCAUUGUAUACCUUGUACUCACUGUAUACUCAACUGUAUACCCACGGAAGAAACUCACGAGGCGAGUUUUCCAUAGAGCAUAUCGAUAAUUUGUCGAUAACCUGCGUUCGCUGGUAACUGGAUUCCUAGGACACUUCUUAUUCAUAACUGGUUUGUAGCGGUCUGUGCUAUAUCGGUGAAAGAAAUUAACGGAUUCAACAUUAGUUUCGAGAACGUUGAUGACAAUGUGUAAAAAAGCAACUUGGAAAUGUUGAGUUGUUUAUGUGAGUAAAGUCUUGUAUAUAAUUUUCUCGGUAUCGGAAUCCUUAGGCAGACCAAUUUCUGUGAAAUCUUUCAAGGCAACCGUGUUAAAAGUCAGUAUAUCACCCAAAAUUUUCUCAAAAACCGAUCGCCUCUGUGUGCCAGUUGAAAAUUGUUGACUCCACCGCUGGAGGAGCAGCGGCUGUACGCGUGAGUGAUCACGCCCAUUCACUCUUAAGAAAAAAAUCUCUCAACGAACUUACAGCGGUUUUGUAUAUCGAAGCUGCCACAGUCGCUGCCAUAGUCGAGACGAUUUUUAUAGAAAAAUUAAUAUGUAUGUAUAUCAUAAUGUAAAUAGAAACAUGUUAUGUACAGAGAGUAAGUAAGCGAGAGAGAAAGAUGGGGGGACGCGCGUAACGAGACUUAAAUCGGAAAACGGUCAGAGAUUGUGACUGGAGGGCUGUCCUUCGUGCCAUAGAAUCGAUUUUGCAAUUGUGCGGGAAAGCGGGAGAGCGCGCGUCUGUCGAGCCAGCGAAAACUCUCCCUCGCGGGCGAUCGCGAGAAUUAGUACGUAAUAAGAGCUCGGAUUUUCCUUCUUCCAGAAGUGUGUAAACCGAGUGCACCUUCUUCUCGUCUCUCAUGAUGCGCAAUCUUGUUUGUCACAUGUUUUCUCAGCUGGAUAUUGAUCGCAAGGAUUGUACGUACACAGGAGCAAUGACAGGGUCGCGUUGCUGUUCGAUGAAAUCAGAACGUUACAAAGAAGUUGUCGUAUCUAAAGGUAAUCAGACAAGGUGAAGCUAAGAGUCCAUUGACCAAAUAAAA
Molecule: messenger RNA, 4363 nt
Organism: Monomorium pharaonis (pharaoh ant)
Lineage: Eukaryota; Metazoa; Arthropoda; Insecta; Hymenoptera; Formicidae
Product: protein eva-1
Exons: 9
Coding region: 777-2465 (562 amino acids)
Molecular function (GO): carbohydrate binding
Source: RefSeq, a predicted model, not a curated record